Messenger RNA from Cinara cedri, 11494 nucleotides. The record is from the annotation of a GenBank genome assembly. Lineage: Eukaryota; Metazoa; Arthropoda; Insecta; Hemiptera; Aphididae.
AUUGAAUACGUUUUAAUAAUAAUUUUCUCGUUAAUAUAUCGAUCAAGAACAUCAACUUAUUACCAAAAAUGGCUCAUUCCAUAAAAUACGCCGCAGAGGUACGUGUUUAACACCGGCCGAUAUAACGACAAAAUUAUUAUUUUAUUAUUUAUUAUAAUAUUUUAUGUUUUAGUGCUGUAAGAUUCGGAACGCUCUUCCUAAAAGCUGUUUGCCCGGAUACAAUACUAUUCCGGAACGCAAAAUAAAGGUUAGAUAUUUUUAAAAUUAUUUGUUUGGACAGGAAUUGACCACGCACGGAUCGGGCCAUCGAGCAAUCGGAAAACUCCCGAUGCGUCGCGUACUAAAACUAGUUAAAUUGGGCCGCUGGAGCAACAAAUAUUUUGUGUACUAUAUAUACUAUAUAUGUCAUGUGUAGACGAUUUUUUUUUUCGGUAGGUCCCUCGAUAUUUUUUUUAUAAAAAGCUUCGCAAAGCAAGAUGGUAGGUGAUAGACAAACCGAUGUGUAAACAAGGCAAUAAGUUAUCUACUAUUAUCUCAUGAAAUACGGGUCUGCUAGUGGGCUGCUGCAUAUUAUACAUUUACCGGGCCUGUCUGAACUCUUAAGUCCCAAUCCAUUCCUGGAAUCGACGCAUCCCCCACAGCGUAUUAUCAAGGCUGCUAUAAUCCCAAUAACGAAAGCAGCGUAUUUGGACGCGGCGCUGGGACCAUAUUAUAGAAGUUUGGGUUCUCGAUAGACAGACGCUACCGUUUACAUCGGUUUUCUUAGACCUGUCAAUUGUAUAAUAUUUCCUAUUAAAAAUAUCGUCUCAUAAAAAUGUGUACACAUUAAAACUAAAAAUUAAUAAAGGAAUAUAGGUAAUUAUUAUGCAUGAAGGCUUAAUAAAAUGACAUUAAUUCCGUGGUCUUUCUGUUUCCAGCGUGAAUAUAAAUCAUACUUUCAACCGAGUCGACCGGAACCUUUUAAACCAAAACCGGUGAGUAUCUACGUACAAUAAUUGUUUUUACUAUUUUUUUUUCUAUUAUGUAUUGUAGGUUUAGGUAUGAUGUAUAAUAUGAUAGGUACAUCUAUUCCUCUAUUAGUGCUAUUUUAGUGGUACUUUAUUAUGUCACUAUUUCCUAGGAGUAUUCUGUCAAUAUAUUUUUAAAUAUUAAUAUAUCCUUCUUUUAUACUUGUUUUAUUGAUUUUUCAAAACUAUAUUCUAGCUUUUACGUAAUAUUCAAUACUAUAGGCAGGUCUGUACUGGCCCACAGGGACACUGGGAGGUUUCCCUAUGCGCUCUGUGAGACUUAAUAUUAAUUUGCGCCCGACAAAGAAAAUUGAAUCUUGGAAACUAAUUCUAACUUCACGAGCUCCUAUUACUCGUAAAAUUAAACAUAAUAAUUUAUUAUUUUAACUCUGGAACACCAAUAUUUGUCUUUAUGUCCAAUUUAUUUUGGAGAAAACUAUUAUUAUUUCAUGUAUAGCUUAACUACGUUCUACCUUAUAUUCUAUAUUAUUGUCACAUGCCUUUCGGAAACAGCCUUUGGAUGGGAAAUUAAACAAGUAUUCAAAGUCUAAAAUUAGUUUUUAUUAAUAAUUCGCAAAUAGCUUCAGCAGACUUAGUUUUAUUACCAGGUAUAAUAAUAAUGUAUAAAUGAUUGAAAGGUUGGCGUCGUGAGGUGGACGUGAUUACCCUCCGUUGUCCUGAAUUGAGUCUCCUUUUCGGUUCUCCUAGUCGUCGUAUAUAAUAUGUUUUAUCACCUUGGUCAGGGCCUAGGUGGUAGCGGACGUCGUCGUCGUUGGCUCUUGAUGGCGCAUUGUCCGUACCCGAACACGUUUUCCUCUUGACCAAUCAACACGUAUUAUCCGUUAUUGCGUGAAAACGUCUUCGGUAUCGCCACACCCGUAUUAAUGGCUUUUGCGUGCGACGAUCGAUUUCACAUUUAGUUGUGUGAAAAUUUUAACAUGUAUUAAUCAUUUUUAAACUGAAGGACAAAGUCCUUAAUACUAUACUUGUAUACUACCGCCCUCGCCCCUCUGUAACCAGUACGGGCCUGAUUGUAUGUUUAAGAAUAUUGCACGUUUUUGGCUUUUUACAAAUAAAUCUGUGUUAGGUUGAGAAUGAGGUGUAGUAUAUUAUUGGACUUUUCAACGCCCACCUCUCAUUUAUAUUAUUACCGUUGUGUAGAACCUAUCUGUGAGCAACGAAUGUUUCGCUAAAAGCACAAUAUACAACUGUUCUUUCGCCCAGCCUUUGUGUGGGCCAAGAGAAAAACCAAUCAAACGAAAAGAUCACAUCACCAUGGCUGGCGAGUUUCAAAACAAAACCGUUCAACAAGUUCGUGAUAGGAUUUUAGCUUAAUAAAACCCGCAGAAUACCAACGGGUGUUGCGUUAUUUAUUAUUAUAAACGUUAACCUUUAUUAAUUGUUCCCACAGACAAGUUACCUGGGAAAGUGCGCGCCCGUAGUAAAAAAAAUCACUCCCAAAAAUCAUUGUCUCGGGGGCAAAGGCCCCAUGUCAUUCGUGACAACGACACAAGAUUGUUUUUAUCUACCGUGCGUUUCGGGACGCGAAGAAAAAUUCAAACCUAAGGGUAAUCUGUCUACGUAUUCCUGUCCCAUGGAAACAAAAACAGUCACGGGUUGUUCAUACGGACCGGUGGCUAUCAUAGCUGUUGAAAAUUACAAACCGAACGAACGGUACGUAUAUUAUUCUGUAUCUAUUAUACUUACAAGCUGUGAGCCAGCGGUCAGCGAGCUACUUAUAGUAAAUUAUAAAUAAAAAUAGUUUAUAAUUAACUCGUUAUUACAACCGUAUGGCCGAAGGUUCUUAGAAGAUUUUCGUGGUUUAAGCCGCUAUGUUGAUGGUUGUAAACAGCAUACAAAAUCUACGCUCCAGAGAGCUGCUCUUGAGCAGUAAAAAUGUUGUGCGAAAUGAAUGUCGAAUGCACGACACAAACGGAGAAAGAGAGAAUGAUAAUUGGUAUUUUAUUAGAGUAUACGGUAAUAAUGUCGGACUGCUGGAGGUUACUGUUGGCCGAUGGAUUUAAUAGAGGGAAAAGAAAUUGUUAUUCAUCGAUAGCAUUUAUAAUAUUGACAAUAUCUUAACAUCACGGUUUAAGAUAUCUUAAAUCGUGCUUAAAAUUAAAAGCACGGACUAAUAAUCCAUGAAUAAAAUAUUCACAUAAUCUAUUGCAGAAAAAUAUAUCGUGGACAUUUAUAGAUUUUGCGGGAAGUUGUUAGCAGUAGGUAGAGGGGAGACAUGUGUGUUUGCGGGAGACGCAGCAGACGGUUGAUUUAUCAGGCGGCAUGAUUGUUAUCCAAUAUUGUGUGUUUUAGCAUAAGUAUAAGUAUAAUGAUAUCUGUGGUUUUAGCGGGAGUGCAUAUAAGCAUACCAUACAUUACUUUUUAUUUUAGGCCCUGGUGUACACUAUCUAGAAAUUCGUUGGUACAAACCGUUGUACUGGUUUACUAACACUUGGUACCGAUUAUUUUAUAUCGGUAUAGAUUACUGAAUUAUAUACUAUGGAAGGAGUAUAGUGUAAAUAAAAUUAAACGGUAUCACAAUGUUAGCUUAUUAGGCCGCUCCCUUUUAUUAUAUGGCAAAUAUGCAUUAUACACCUUCCAUAGUAUAUAGAUAUUCGACGAUGGAAAUUGAUGUACACUCUCACCAUUGUCCAAAAAUAACAAUGGUAAUACUACUAUCAAUUAUUUAAAUUAUUAGUGUAUUGCCUAUCUAUACUUCCCAUUUCCCGCUAAUAAGUACUUAAUAAAUAUUAAUUUGAAUAGGUAUUAAUUGUUAUUAAUUAAAUUAUUAUUAUUAUUUAUCUGUUCGUUUAUUAUUUCGAGAGGGAAAUUAGAGGGGAUGAAACCGGUGUAAAUAGUUUGCACUAGAGAGCCUAGAUAAUCUCUAGUUUGCACCAUAUGCACGUGAUAGUGCAAACAAAUUAAACCGGUGUCAUUAAUUUUAACACCGAUUACCCCAAAACAUUUUUCAAAUUCCAACCGGUUUGAUUUUCAAGGUGAAAUUUGUACCAGUUUUUACCAACAAGUUUCUUGUAUUCGUUAAGAUGAACAAAGCUAUUACGGUAAAAUAAUGAGUUCGCAGGCAAUAUUUGAAUUUUAAUUUAGGCGCUUAAAAACAGAACUUUACAAAUUUACGAAAUUCUCACCGAAACGUACUCUAUAAAUUAGGAAAACAUAUAAAGAUGGUUUGAAAUUUGUGAGUUCUCAUUAUAUUGUAGACCAGUGGUUCUCAGUGGGGGCGAUAUCGCCCCACUGGUGGGCAGUGAUAAAUCGUAGUUUAUAAGGAGUUUGUUCGGAAUGUCUAUAUUCUAUAGCAUUCUCGCUAUAACCACUAUCAUUACAAAUGGAUAUGAGACUUGCAUUGUACAUUUUAUUGGUUUUACUAUUGGCUUGAUAAAAAAAUCGACAUCCGAUAUACUGAUAGUACCAAUAUCGGCUAUCGGUAUCAGACUCAAUAUUUUGCACAUUUUCAUUAUUUCUAGUUACAACGCACCUAAAGAAAUCAUGGAUUUGAAUACUGUACAACGGACAAGCUACCGUCGAGUUGCCUUACCAAAGAAAGUAGAAAACCCGUGGUCAGUAAAACUAGAAUAUUGUAAGCCGAAGACCGAGGUAGAAACUUAUUCGAUAUAUGAUUCAAGGUAACUUCUUUAUAAAAUUCAAUAAAUAUAAGUAGUGGUCGGGAAGUUACUUUUUUUUUCAAAUGUAUUACGCUACUUUAAAAUUAAAUUUAAAAAAGUAGCAAGCUAAAUUUUUGCUAAAAAGAAUAUAUAUGGGUAGGUAUUAAUAAAAUGUAUUACUGUAAUAUGGCAGGGUAAAAUUUAUGUAGGUUCAAAAUUUAAUAUUUUUAAAAAUGUAUUAUUUCAUUUACAAUAUCAGUUUAAACCGACUUAAAUUAAUUUUAAUAAGUUAUAUAGGUUAUAUAUUAUUUACCCGAUUAUAGACAAAUUGCACAUUUUGAAAAAUAAUAAUUAACAAUAUUAUCAUGUUUAUUAUUUGUAUUUAUAUUUCUGUUUAAUACCGGAGUAUUCUAUAUUCCACGAUCUUCUAAGACCGUGCUCUUCUCUCGGAAGAUAAAACAAUGGUAGGCCAAUGAUAUAAACAAUACUUACCUCUACUAUCUAGAUGACACGUUAUUUUUUAUGUUCACUUUAACGUUCUUACGUCCUUGUAGAAGAAAUGGGGGCACAGGCGUAGGAUGCGGGAGACUAAGAAGGUUAUAACUUCCGAAAUCUCCUCUAAUCCCCUCAACAUUUCUUACAGCUUCUCUGAUAAUAAGGAGGCAAUAAAGGAUUUUAGUUAACUUUUAUUUGUUUAUUUGAUUAAAAAUAAGGCAACCGUUUUUAUUUAUUUUUUGUUAUUUUUAAAUAUUUUUUAAAUAAUCAUUGUUGUCAUGGAAACGCACAUUGUUGUAAUCAUUUUACCAUAAUAUGACAUAUAUAUUGUUGACAAAGCAACACUAUCAACUGAACUCUGCUCAGAAUCGUUUUUUCGUUAGCAAUAGUUCAUCGUUCCUUUCAGGUAUACAAUAAAUUUCCGUUUGUAUCCUACAUUUCAAACUUUGCAUCUACAAAAGUCACUGCACUCACGUGCAAAGUAUGUCCGUCUUUUUUUUAUUGUAAAAGUAUGUUUAAAAUGAUACACUUAUAAAGAUAAAUUAUGCUAUAUUUAUUAAUACAUAAAAUACAUAAUAUAAUUUUAUAAAAUAGUUAUUUAUGAUAUUAUUCACGAAUAAUAUAAUAUAUGUACCAACCAGGUAUAUGUCAAUAAGUAUGCUUAAUCAUUUUUAAUAAUGCAUGUUUCCCUAUACAUACUUAUCAUAAAUAUGUAUCAUUUUUUUCAUUUGUAAUGUAUAGUUAUAAAUGGAGUAAUAUUUGAAGGCAUUGGGUUUAGGUCUAAAGUUGGCCGAAUCAUAAUUAAGAAUUUACGAAAUGCAUUAUGCAAUUUUAUUUAAAUACUAGAAUGAUUUUUGAUGUAGAAAAUAUUAUAACGAAAUGUCUAACUAAAAAAAGAAUUCUAGACCAUAAUAAAAUAUAUUUUAGUAAUAUAAUUAUAUUAUUAACAAAAGUAUUAUUAUUACCUAUUACCAAAAGUAAUUACGAGUACAACCUACCUCCUAUUAAUAAUCAUAUCAACUUGUUCAAGCAACAGUUACCUAUUGAAAUAUACCAGGUACCUAUAUUAUAUUCUAUUAUUCAUGAAUAAUAUUAUACAUAACUAUUUUAUACUAUUUAACUGAAAGUUCUUGUGACCUAUUCCACAUUCUUUUUUAUUGUACUUCUCUGCACAUAAAAUGAACUAUAUUGUUUAAAUCCUUAAAAGCCCUUAAUAUCACCUCAAACAUUUAUAUUUUAUUAUAUAAUUGUUAUUCACCAUAAUUUUUACCAUAGUUGUUGACAAUAAUCAGUGGCGUAAUUGUGAGGGGUAUUCGCCUCCUGGCAAUUUUGUGUGGAGCAAAGGUAUCAUUUUGUCCCCCUCCCUUACUCUGAUAAUCCGACAGUAAAAAUUGUUGAAUUAUCUUAAAUUGAGAAAGAAUAUAAUAUAUUGUUUAACAUAACAUAUUAUGACAAUUAUAAGAUUAAAAUAUUAUUUCCUCAAAUUAUUUAUUUAUUUUAAGUUUCUCUUCUUGUAUAUGUUAUCGCAAUAAUCACAUUAGUUGGGUUAAGAACUUAAAUAAUCCAAUAAUAAUAUUAUAUUAGUAUGAAUACGAUAUUAUUAUCUUAAAAUCGUGAUUAUGACUACAGGAGCAGGAGGUUGUUUUUAGUUCAAUAACAAUUUAUACUCUGAACUCUUAGGCUGGAAACACACUGGCGUUAAUUUACCGUGCUACAUUUUUACUGCACCGUAAAUUUUCGGCGCGUUUUGUUAAAAUGAAUAGAGCAUAAUUCAUGAAUGUUGCGCCGUAAAAUUAUCACGCGAUAUUUAGAAAACAGUCGCGUGUCGAUUUUACCGCAUGUUAAAAAUAAUAUUAAUAAUAAAUGUUAAUAAUAAACUAUUGAUAGGUAGGUGAAAAACACACAUGCAGUAAUAAAACGCGUGACCGAUUAGAAAAGGCAAAUAUAAGUUUUCCGUUAAAAGCAUUAUUUUCAUAAAUUUCACAGUUUUUCUUGCGUUUUAUUCUGGUUUUUCCAGAUAUUAGGAAAACCACUUAGGAAAGAAAAAAAUUAUCUCCCAAACGUACUAUCUUGGGUAUAUAUUUGUGCAAAAUUUCUGGUAAAAUUUUUAUAUAGUAUAAAAAAAAAAUAUACAUCUUAGUAAAACCGAUGCACUCUUCGCUACAUUCAGAAUUUAAAAAUAGAAAAUUUCCAUUAUUUUAAUCAUUUUCCUAUUAAAAUACAUACAGUUAAUAAUAUUUCUGGUCCUCCAUUGGGUAGGCAGCGAACCCAGUGGUAAUUUUAACUGCAGUAAUGUUUUCAAUUUAUCUUAGGCGGGCGUUUGAAAGUGAUUACACCUUAUUAAUCCACCUUGAAAAAAAUAAAUAUUAAUUGUAACUUGUAAUGAAUAAAUUUGUUUUUGACUCUUUAUCAUUUUCCACAUGAUUGUUAUACAGAUUACAAACCACAGUAAUAGAUUAAUAUCUUUGUUAUCACUGUUUUUAUUCUAAAAUCGGCAUUCAGCUGCGUUCAUAUGUAGUAUAGAUUUUACUCUAUGGUAGGUAUUUUAUGUUGAUAUAAAUUAUUAAUAAGUAAAAUUCAGUAAAAUUUAGAAAAAUGUAUAUAAUUUUUUUUUUAAAUUUAAUAUAUUAGUAAAAAACAUAAUAUUUUGGAAUUGAAUGUAAAUUGUUUUUAUACAAGAAAGAGUGAGUAGGAACUUAGCACUCACAGCUCACUUUUUAAUACAUCCCUUCAAUAAAAAAUCUUGAGAACGUUCUGUUCUAACAGUUUUUUUUCAUUUUGUAUAAUCGUAACGGCGCUAUGCAUAAUGUUAUUAAAAAUAGCUACUCCCGACCAUAAAAUACCUAUAUAUUUUAUAAGAAAAUAUAUUAUAAAUAAUAAUACUAAAUAACUAAAUAAUAAGUAGUUAUAGUUUACAAACUAUACUUACAUAAUAUUUUAAAUAUUUUAUUCACAGCUAUAAGGAACCUGGAUACUACAGAAAGAAGGAUAUUUGUCUCAAUGUGAUCAACAGCAUGCUGGCUUGUGUCUAUGAAAACUGAUUUUUUUCCAAUAUUAUUGUAUAGAGUAUUGUUUAUAUGACGUCAUGAUCAAGGUACUUAUUAUAUCAGACAUGGAUCGACUGUGAUCACAUCGUCGUACGGUAUGCGUAACACCGAUUUUGGGAUAGUUGCCCGUACAACUACGUACGGUGAUAUCCGACCGCGGUCACGUUCGAUCAUUAAAUUUUAAUUUAGAUUACUUUUUUAAAUGUAUGUCCUGAGGUUAUCCAUUGUAACCAUAAGAACUAGUCAAUUAUUAACCGUACAUUUUGAUAAACUGAUGAAUAUCACAAAUAUAUUUUACAAAUAUUGGUAAAACAAGAUAGUCAUACUCCCUUUGGUGGCUUUAUUAUAAUUAAUCAGAAUUAAGCCAAUUUAAUAUUAAAAACUUAUUGUUGUAUUGUUAAAUCUAUGGGUUAUUACCUAGGUACUUAUUUAUAAUCUUUUACAUCUUUUAUCGAUAAUUGUUUUAAUUGGUGUAAUAGUUUUAUUUCAUAUUACAACUUUUUAACCGAAUUUAUAUCCUUUAAAAAAUAAUAUACUACUUUACCUUCGUUGCCUAACUAUGUUGUAUCCGAAGUGCACGUUCGUGCAUCGCACCAGUUUGCGAUAAACUCUCGCCAUGUCACGACCGUAUACGGUAUUCGCUACCGGCCGCUUGCUACCCUAUUGGUGAAAUAUUCUAUUGUGUUGGCGGAGUUUAUUCUGUAUGCUCAUGCUCGCGGGCGACGUCACCAUACCCAUUUGUCUCCAUAUUAUAAAACGCGCUCUAUCUCCGCCAUUGUGAUCCACGCGCUGUCUGGAGUGAACCCACAUAUCAACCACCCAUCCAGGUACCCACGUCCGUCAGGUCUCGUCAGUUCUGGCCAUCUACCCGGUGCCCCCUUUUUUUAGAUUUUGUAUGUUUCCUAAUACAUUUUUAUUUUUCUGGUCAAUUAUAUAAUCUUUUACUAUCAACCCAUGUUUAUAUGUUAUACCCAUUCAAGUUUGUCUUCAAACACUGGUGUUUUAUAGUUUAUUAAAAAUUACAAAAUGAACAUUAUUAUGACUUUUGCUAAAGAAAAUAUAUUUUGAUAGGUAUUAAAAAUGUGUUUUUUUGUACACUUAUUGGCUGUUUUACAUAAAUAUAUACUUUAUUAUUUAUUUAAUUUGUGCAAUUCUUAUACGAUUACUUUUUUGAAGAAUGUUAAAAGCAAACAAUCCAAGUUAUUACUAAGUGGAUCUAUAAAUUCUUGGAUAAAAACCAAAUAAACCAAAUAGUGUUUUUUCGGCAUUUUAAUAAAAUAUUAUAAAUUACACAAUUUAAUUCAAACACAGAAUAAAAUAAAAUAAAAUUAUAGACAACUCAUGAAACACGAAAAAGUCUCUUGAGCCGAACUCCCAGAAUUCUGUAUCCUGUUAAGGAGUACCUGUGGCCAGGGAGCGAAGCCGUAGAGCCAUGUAAAAACUAAUGUCUAGACAUUUUUACCUGUUCCUGUAUAUCAAUUAAGUUAUCCCGUUUCCUUCUUAUUCUCUCAGUAUCGUAAAUGUAUUUUCCACCUUCCACGUCCUUCCUGCUGUACCUUACUUUCUCCUAUAUACUACCCGAUAAAACUUGACAGCAGCUCAAAUAAUUUAUAAAAUAGCUGUUACCUAUAAAUACUUUUAUUUAUUUAGUUAAAUUAACAUUAUUAUAAUAUUAAUUGUAUUGUAUUUCUAGUGGUUAUUCUUAUUUUAAUUAAACUGUAUGUAAUUUUAUGUAUAAAAUGAGGUAUUUACAGAAACGACUAGGUACUAGAAAAAAAGAAACAAUUUUGUUAUUAAUUCUUAUUAAAUUAAUAACUAUUUUUUAUUAAGAAGUUAUAUUUUUAUUUGUUUUGUUUUAUAGAAAGUACAUAGGAGAUAAAAAAUGCAUAGGAGAGUGUGUGAUAGAAUAAUAGAAUAGAAUAAAAUAGAAUAAUCAUGAUGUUUUUGUUUACAAAUUGUUAAUAUAAUUGUUUCUAUUUAUUUUAUAUUAUAUUAUUAUAUUGAGGAAUCCGUCAUUUGAUUUUAGCGGGAAUGGCGUCUUAAUAUGUAUUUAUUAAUCUCAUACAAAACAGUUUAUCAAAAUGUUAGGUUAAUAAUUAAUUAGUCCUAGUGGCAACACUGGGUAACUACGACGUCCAUUUUAAUUUUCUUUGAAAAGAAAAAAAGGAAAAUGUGUGAUAACAGUCGAAAUGGGCUCACCAUGUACUAUAAGCGCCUUGAUCAUGAUAAUAUAAUCAAUUGGUGAUAAGGAUGUCUGAUUCCAAAUAAACCGAUUUCUCUAUGAAAAUUGGGCAGUUUAAAAGUUUUUGUGAAAAUUGCAUUUAUGUUAUGAAGUUUCCAUGUAUAAGUAACGGUGUACGGUAUUUGUAUUUUUUAUUUUAAUUUAACGUUCUUUUUUUUAAUAAAAACAGCGAAUAUUGAUUUAUUUUAACAAUUGAUAAAUUACGUAUCUAUUUAAACGGUUGACUCAACAUUUUUAAUUUAAAAUUAAACUGCCUAGUUUUUUUAUUGAUUUAGUUUCUCUAGAUAACAGUUGACAAUGCUUUGAUUAAAAUAAGUUAACAAAAUACACAUUGUAAUAAUAAAUGUAAAUCAAAAAGCAUUAUUUUAACAAAUAAUUUUUAAUAAUAAUUUUUACAAAUAAUAACAAUUUAUAAACUCCUUAAAAAAAGUGUUUAUUUUUAUCAAUAUUUUCAACUCGUUGUUUAUGUUUGGAAACUUUAAUUAUAACCAAAUCCUUAAUUGUCUAUGUAAUUAAAUAAAAAAAUUGUCUUUUUAUGAUACAAAGUUGUCUUUAGAUUUGUGCAUAGUAUUUAUGAUUCUUGUUGAUUCUUACAAAACUACAUUCAUCAUAAAAUAUAAUGUGAUUUAUUAUUCUUAUUUUUUCAGUUACUUAUUCAAAUUCUUCUAUUCCGUGUUUUUCAAUUUCUCUACCCGAUUACAUAGCUUUUAUGCCAUCUAACGUACCAUACUUUUCAAUAAGCUUUUUGAAAAGAGAUUGUGGGUAUCUAUUACAUUCAAUCGUAUUUAAUAUUAGUCCAAAAUUGUAAUUCUAAACCUUCUUUUAAUUAACCACAAUGAAUUUAUUGUUAACAUUUAAAUGUCCAAUGGUUUCUGAAGCAAAACUUUUUAAUUCGUUCGUCAUUCUAAAGGUGUCAUAACACUAUAUCGUGUUAUCCAUAAAUUCAUCGUAUUGAUUUUUUCAUCACGUGAUCUUGGUUGAAUGGUAUCCAUCGAUUGUAACCUUAUUUUAUCAUUUUAGUAUAGUAUGUGGUGGCCUAUGUAUAGAUAAUAUAGUUGAUGAUGAUAAUAGUUUAUAAUAAAU